This is a messenger RNA of Torulaspora delbrueckii, 738 nucleotides long. It is a transcript of the gene MRPL8, whose product is annotated as mitochondrial 54S ribosomal protein bL17m. The transcript has a single exon. Gene Ontology annotation, molecular function: structural constituent of ribosome. Bases 1 to 738 code for a protein of 245 amino acids. Gene Ontology annotation, biological process: translation. Gene Ontology annotation, cellular component: ribosome; mitochondrial large ribosomal subunit. The record is from RefSeq and is a predicted model, not a curated record. Lineage: Eukaryota; Fungi; Ascomycota; Saccharomycetes; Saccharomycetales; Saccharomycetaceae.
AUGACUGUGGGUCUGGCACGUAAGCUUUCGCGGACCAAACCGCACCGGGAUGCGUUGUUGAAGAAUAUGGUAUCACAAUUAUUGCAGCAUGGAAGCAUCACUUCCACCCACGAGAAGUGCAAGGAAGCCUCUAGAGUUGCAGAAAGAGUGAUUACAUGGGCUAAAAAGGUCAAUGCGAACCCAGCAUCCCCUUUAAGGUCUGAGAUUCAAUCGAGACUGUUCCUAUCGGGUGACAAUUCCAAGCUGAUGAGCCGACUAUUGGACGAUAUCGCACCAAAUUAUGUUGGAAGAGAUGGAGGGUACACCAGAGUGUUGCAUUUGGAGCCCAGACUGGGCGAUAAGGCCAGGCAGUCCAUACUGGAGCUUGUGAACACACCCGUGGUGGACAAGGAGGGCAAUUAUAACAGAGGAAACAUGAAGCUGUGGCUUCUGGUGAAGAAUAGUGUCAAUGAUGAGAGCUCAAGAAGGCCGUACAAUGCAUUUACUCUUAAGAGUUUGAAGAAAAUGCUUGUUGGCAAGGCACCAGGGCAAUUGGCGACCGAAAUCCUAGCGAUAAGGAAGUUCUUAAAGCAGAAUCAGGACUCUGAGUGGAAUGAAAGUCUUGAAAAGGAGUCUGUAUCUCUCUUACUAGAUCAGGUCAACGAAUUGGGCUCUACAAAACCUCAAAGUCAAACGAAAAGAGGUGGUUAUGCUUUUGUUAGCCAAAGACCCGUCAGGAACCUCAGUUCUACAGCAUAG